GUUCACUGAAAGCCCAGAAGUUCGUCGUUCUUCCAAGCAGUCGAAUUCACUACACCCACACAGACACACACCCACCUCAGACCCCCACUCGCCUAGCCUAACAGUCACCACUUCCACGCGUCGUGCAAGCAGGCAGGCAGGCAGGCAGGCAGGAUGCAGCGCAUGAUCCAUCCAUCCGCCAGUCAGUCGAAAAAAGAGUGACUGACUGACGAAUCCUGCGCACACACACAUACACGAACAACCCGCCACACCCGCCGCGAGCCCCCUUCUGUCUGUCUACUCGUUGUCCUUGCUGCUCUACUCCUCCGCGCCACCGGCCACAUCAGCCGCAGGGGGCGAGACCGGCGAUGCGCUCAUGCUGCUCCAGCCAUCCAUACGACACAAACAAACCGACACAAAUGAGGCAAGGAGAAAGGGGCGGCGUACUUACCUGCCAGCCGCGGCUGGUGCCGCUGGUGGUGGGUUGGACGCCGCGUCCUCUUCGUCAUCAUCUAACUUGACGUUGUCAUACUGCAGCCAUGGACAGGCAGACAGACAGACAGACAAAAACAAAGGCGUGGGUUGGGCAGGGAAAUGCCGCCGGGUGGGGUGGGGGUGCGGGAGGAUUACGUUGUGCAGGGCCUUGCGCCACUCCCUCAGCUUGCCAUCAAACUCCCUGGACGGCCAGGCCAUACGCAGGCGGCGCGGCAAAACACAUGUUUGCUUUGCAGAUGUCUGUCCCAGUGUUGGUCAUCUUCUCCUCCUCCUCCUCCUCACCUCUUGCUCUCCGCCCUCUUGGGGUCGGGCGUCAUCGGGUCGACAGCAGUGCGGUGCUCACUGAAGGAUUUAAAAGGGAAGGAAGGCAACAGACAGGCGAAAGAUGCGAUGCGAUGUGUCCGUCCCGUCCGUCCUUUGGUGUGUGUGGGUGCUGGGGGAAAAGGGCACACCGCUUGACUAGCUUGCGAUAGUUCUGGUAGCCUUGCGUGCCCUUGCCUGACCGACAGACAGAUAGACAGGCCGGCAGAUACUCAAGUGGAUGUGGUUUUCCCCACCGCCCCCAUCGACACACACACCGAUGUUGAUUUGUUUCUGUCUGGAUGUAAUGCGCUUCUGUAUCUCCUUCAACUCCUCUUCAGUCUUCGGACGCUCCUCUGAAACACACACAGGUACACAUAUCAAUCAGGCAGCGCCAUCGCCCUUUUAAUGCCCACCCAUCAUGCGUACCUUCCUUCCCAUCCCCCUCUCCCUGCCCCUGCUGUCCCCCUUCCUGCCCCCCGCCCUGGCCAGGCGACGCGAUUCCGUUUCCCUGGCCCAUCGGCGCGGACGGAGGCGAGCGCGACUCCACCCCACCCACCCCACCGCCCAUCUGCAUGGGGGGCGAGUAGGCCCGCACCUGCAUGGGCAUGGGCAUGGGUAGCGGCGAGUGCAGCCCCGGCCCGCCAUAGCCCCCACCGCCAACCAUCAUCACUGGCUGCAUGGGCUGCACCACCUGCGGUGGCAGCGGCCGCCACCCCAUCUCCGCCGGCAUGAUCGGCCGAAUGGGCAUUUGCACGUGGGUGUGCGUGUGUGGCCCGUUACGGUGGGGUGGCAGUGAGAGCGGGGGAGGGGGUUUCUCGUGCUCAUCCAGCGAUUGCGGUAAGAAGUCGGCCAGCGAUGGGGUGGUGGGCGCCUUGUGCGGCCGGGGGCCACCCCGCCCACCGCCUCGACCACGACCACCACCACCACCACCAGGAGCGAACUGACCAGGGUCUGAUGGAAAGAGAGAGAGCAAAGAGGCGAUAUGCGUGUGUGUUGUGUUGCGUCGUGUCUUGUGUGUCGGUGCGUCUUGUUGCGAUUGGUACUUUUGUGGUACUGGUCGAGAAUGGCCUGCGUCUUGGGGUCGCGAUGAUGGGGCUGGUGGAAGAAACGCGACUGGCCAACCUGCCACACACACAUCCAAGGAAAGAUGACACAAAAAACAUACAUACAUAACAAAUACAUAUCAAUCACGUCAUCAAGUGGCAUGUGCCUCCUGACUGUUCUCAUCUCAUCUCAUCUCAUACACUCACUCACAUGGUGUUUGGUUCGCUUGGUCUGCGGCUUGACGUCCUCACUGAACUGCGACGCACUAUCACUAGCCCUGAUGAAGGAAGGAAUCGAUACCAACACACACAAACACACACAUACACACACGCAGGCCAACAAUGCUUCCACACCGCAGGUGAACGUUUCGGGGCACACACGUGCAACACAGUUUAUCACGCAGUUCACACACGUUCCUUUCUUCCUCUCUCUCUUCCGCUUACUCCCUCUUGGCGUGAUCGUCCCCCUUGCCCUUGUCCUGCUGCUCCAAAAUCGACCGCAGCGGCUUCGAAUGGCCGUCGCCCCUCCCCCUCCCGCCAUCUCCUCCCUCCAACCCCUCCCCCCGUGCGUCCAUCCGCACGUCCUGCCCCUCAUCAGGCAGCCCAAACCCCUCCAACUCAUCCUCCCGCCGACCCACAUGCUUCCGCGCCUUCUGGGAGGCCUUCUUGAACAUCGGGCGCCCGUGGUGCUGCUGCUGCUGGUGCGCAUGGCCGUGACCGUGGCCGUGAGUGGGCUUGUGGGGCCCAGCUGCUGAUGGCCCUGGCCCUGGUCCUGGUCCGGCGAGGGUGGGGAAGUGAUCCUCGUAUGUGCCUGGCAUGUGCUCUACGUCCUGCUCAUCGUCUUGCUGCUGCGCCGGGGCGGACGGUACUGCUGCUGCUGCUGCUGCUGGAUGGGAGCUCUCCUGGCCCUCUGCAUCCAUUGGGGCAGCAGAAGGCUGAGCGGACAAAUGAGAGAGGGGGCCGUUAACAGACAGGUCUUCAUGGAUGUCGUGAUUGCAAUCGUUUGCUGUGUGGGUGGGUACCUCUUCCUCCUUUUUCUCCAUCUGCGCAUUUGCAUCUGCAUCGACGGCAGAUGGUUCCGAACCCACUGCUGCCGAUGCCGCUCCUGCCGCUGAACCUGCAGCUCCAGCGGGCACCUCAUCGAGCAGGUGUGAGAAGUCUGUGGGACCCUUGGGCCGCGGCACGGCGUGCUCGCCAUCGCCACCGCCAUCCUUCCGAUACCCCUGGGAAGAGGUGAUCUUAUUCUGCAACCUGAGCCACAAACAAGGAAGGAUACAGAACGCAGUAUGUGAAUGGAUGAGUUCGGCAGCCGGAAGCGGUGCAGGUGGUGGUUAUUACUUGAACGCGAGGUUGACGCCUUCCUUGCUGUGCUCCAGCUCCUUCAGGCCGGCAGCGUAGCCCAUCCCGCUGCUCUCGUCCACAGGCAGGGGCUGAACACAAAACAACACACAAGGAAACAAAAGCCACCAUCCACACCAUGGCACGUCCAGUGCCGUGUGCAGUGCAUCCGUCCCUUCAUCCCUCCCUCCCUUCAUCCCUCCCUCCAUCUGACGUACCUUUGGGAUGCUCCAGCUGUCGUUACUGUCCUCCACCAUGUCGGCCCAUGCCCGCCCGCGGAACUGGGGCUGACGCGCCAUUGCUAUGGACGAUGCUAUCCAAUACAACUAACAAUCACAUCGCCAACAGCGCUCUCUGGCGCGAAAGGAAGGCUACAAAACAAACACGCGAG
Molecule: messenger RNA, 3549 nt
Organism: Vitrella brassicaformis
Lineage: Eukaryota; Vitrellaceae
Source: the annotation of a GenBank genome assembly